This is a messenger RNA of Penicilliopsis zonata CBS 506.65, 1518 nucleotides long. RefSeq lists its product as hypothetical. Gene Ontology annotation, biological process: transmembrane transport. The transcript is spliced from 3 exons. Gene Ontology annotation, cellular component: membrane. The record is from RefSeq and is a predicted model, not a curated record. NCBI's taxonomy places the organism in Eukaryota, Fungi, Ascomycota, Eurotiomycetes, Eurotiales, Aspergillaceae. Gene Ontology annotation, molecular function: transmembrane transporter activity. Bases 1 to 1518 code for a protein of 505 amino acids.
AUGCGGGGAAGACACAGAGCCAUUGAGAAGCACAAAAGAUAUGGCGUUGUAGAAGAAGGCCUCGAGCGGCUGGGCUACUCGCAGGAACUGCGUCGCAAUCGCUCGCUGCUCACGCUGUUGUUCCAGUCGCUGGCGAUUGCAGCCAUUCCCUAUGGCGAGGGCAGCCCCCUCCUCAGCGCCAUCUACGGCGGCGGGCCGCUCUCCAUCUUCGUCGGCUGGAUCGUGGUCUGUCUGCUCGACGAAUGCGUUGCCCUGUCGCUGGCAGAGCUUGCUUCGCGGUAUCCCACGUCGGCGGGACCGUACUACUGGUCCUUCCAGGUGUCGUCGCCCGCCUCCAAGACCGUUCUCUCCUUCAUCAACGGCUGGAUCUGGCUCAUCGGCAACUGGACCAUCACGCUCUCCGUCAACUUUGGCUUCGCCUCGCUGCUCUCGGCCACCAUCUCCAUGUACCACCCGGACUGGUCUGCCAACGACUGGCAGCUACUGUUGAUCUUCUAUGCCGUGUGCCUCGGCUCGCUGCUGAUCUGCGCGCUAGGAAAUCGCUACCUGCCCCAGGUGGAUAUCGUCUGCGCCGCCUGGACUGCCGUGACCAUCCUUGUCAUCCUCAUCGCCCUCUCUGUCAAGGCAGAUGCCGGUCGACACAGCGCAGCCUGGGCGCUGGGCCACUAUGACAAGAGUCUCUCAGGAUGGGGCAACUUCACCUUCUUCAUUGGCCUACUACCAGCCGCGUACACCUUCUCGGCCAUUGGCAUGAUCUCCGCAAUGGCGGAAGAAUGCACCAACCCGGCCAUCAAAGUGCCGCAGGCCAUCAGCCUCUGCGUACCCGUCGGCGGCACCGCGGGCCUCUUCUUCAUCCUGCCCAUCUGCUUCACUCUGCCCGCGCUCGAGGACAUCCUUUCCGCCCCCGCCGGCCAGGCGCUCCCCUACAUCUUUCACGUCGUCAUGGGCAGCCCCGGCGGCGGAUUAGCCCUCGUCUUCCUCGUGCUGGUAAUCACCCUGUUCUGCUCCAUCAGCAUCACGAAUGCCGCCUCGCGCGCCACCUGGGCCUUUGCCCGCGACGACGCCAUCCCCCUCGCCCACGUCUGGGCCCGCGUCGACGACCGCCUCGGUGUCCCCGUCUGGUCCCUCGUCCUCCUCACCCUCGUGCAGAUGCUUCUCGGCCUCAUCAACCUGGGCAGCACUAGCGCCUUCACCGCGUUCGUCUCCGUCGGCGUCAUCGCCCUCGCCCUCGCCUACGCCAUCCCCAUCUUUCUCAGCCUGCUCCAUGGCCGUCGAGAAGUCUCCCUCGCCCGCUGGAAUUGCGGGCCCGUCUGGGGGCCCAUCGUCAACAUCGUCGCCCUCGUCUGGAUUGCUUUCGAGCUCGUCCUCUUCAGUAUGCCCACCGCCCUUCCCGUCACAGAGGUCUCCAUGAACUACGCUGCCGUCGUCCUCGUCGGUUUCAUGGCAAUCGGAGCUAUCUGGUACGCCAUUCAUGCGCGGAAGUCCUACAAAGGUCCUCCGGAGUCGGACGGUCUCUAA